Molecule: messenger RNA, 1055 nt
Organism: Nicotiana tabacum (common tobacco)
Lineage: Eukaryota; Viridiplantae; Streptophyta; Magnoliopsida; Solanales; Solanaceae
Product: thioredoxin-like 3-2, chloroplastic
Cellular component (GO): chloroplast stroma
Source: RefSeq, a predicted model, not a curated record
GAAUGAAGCGAUCCAAUGCAUAAUUAGACAUAUCGGUUCAAGCUUCAGGUCGCUUAAUAACGAAAAAGGACCCCUAAAUGGGACAUCGCAUGCCUGCCAAAGACGCCAACGUUGCACGUGCAAUGCACGCUUAACUCCUCUCCCCUUCUUCAACUACACUGCCAAUUGCCCCUGUGAUGUGACUCGUAAUUCAUAACCAACAGCAGGUCAACCCAAUGUCUAGCUCUACACAAUUCUCUCCAGUUAUUCAACAAUUAUAUCCCAAGAAAUCAAACCAAUCCUACAUAUCAAACUUCAAAUGUCUAAAAUUAAUGCAUGUCUUCCCAAUAUCUGUAAAUUGUUCAAAAAUUCAUUUAAAAUUCAGAGCUAGAGCUGAGGUUUUGGAAAAUAACCGUGAAGAAAGUUCUGUACAAGAUCUUGAUAAUUCACCAGCUUCAGUUGAGCUACAACCUAUUUCUAGUGAAGCUCAAUUUGAUCGGGUCAUUUCUGAAGCCCAGCAAAUUGAUGAAUCCGUUGUAAUUCUAUGGAUGGCAACCUGGUGUCGCAAAUGCAUAUACUUGAAACCAAAAUUGGAAAAAUUAGCUGCUGACUACUUCCCAAGAACACGCUUUUACUGUGUUGAUGUCAAUAAUGUUCCACACAAGCUUGUGGUUCGUGCAGGAAUAACUAAAAUGCCGACCAUACAGUUAUGGAGGGACGGAAAUAAACAAGCGGAAGUAAUUGGAGGCCACAAAGCAUAUUUAGUCGUUACUGAGGUUCGCGAUAUGAUAGAAAAUGAAGAAAAUAAUUUAUAACUUGAAGGCAUAUCCAAAACUUGCAGAAUUCAUGUAUCCUGUUUUGUUCUGAUCUCAUAUUAUUCCCAGUUCUGUACAAAUUUUCAAGAUGCCAUUCAAUAAAUUGUUAUUCUUCACAUGUACUUUUGAAAGGAUAACCAUACACAGAUACUGACUUUUUGUCUCAACAUUAUAGCAAAGGUGUUUAUUUUUUUUUUUUCCAUGUAUCCUGUACAUUUCUUGACAUGAAUUGUUAAUAAGGAUUCAUAUUGCUUACUCCAA